This is a messenger RNA of Oppiella nova, 1662 nucleotides long. NCBI's taxonomy places the organism in Eukaryota, Metazoa, Arthropoda, Arachnida, Sarcoptiformes, Oppiidae. The record is from the annotation of a GenBank genome assembly.
AUGGGAUUUGGGGCAAAUGCGUGGGAGCGUUUAUUUCCCGAUCAGGCUAAACCACAAGAAUUAGAACAGUUUAAAGAAAUUAAAGGGCCAAAAUAUACGGCGGUUUCAACAGAAGGUGAUUUGUUUUUCCAUAUUCGUGCUGAUCGUCAAGCGUUGUGUUUUGAAAUGGCAGAUAUGAUCAAUACGCAAUUAAAAGCCAAAACCCAGAGCCUGAAAUUGCAGCUGAAUAUGCACUGGUGGGUGAUGAAGAUCCAGACUUUAAAGGUGGCAGUUAUGCAUUUAUUCAAAAAUAUAUGCAUGAUAUGGACAAGUGGCGUGCGCUCAGUGAUGAAGAACAAGAAAAAGUCAUCGGACGUAAAAAGUUUAGUCACCUUAAAUAUUGAUGAACAAGACUAUGAGUUCCUGCAAUUAAACUAUGCAGAUGAUGCAAAAGUGUAUGUUCCUGUCACUAAUUUACAUCUGAUUAGCCGUUUUAGUGGCGGUGAUCCUGAUUUAGCACCUUUACAUAAAUUGGGUACAGAUGCAUGGAAUAAAGCAAAACGUAAAGCGCUUGAACAGAUUCAUGAUGUGGCAGCUGAAUUACUACAUAUCCAAGCACGUCGUCAGUCUAAACCCGGGAUUAGCUUUGAGCUGGAUCAAAGUGCAUAUAUGCAAUUUUCCAGUGGUUUUGCUUAUGAGGAAACACUGGAUCAGGCCAAUGCCAUCGAAGCGACUCUAUACGAUAUGCAACAAGCCAAACCAAUGGAUCGACUGGUUUGUGGUGAUGUUGGCUUUGGUAAAACGGAAGUGGCAAUGCGCGCGGCAUUCGUUGCUGUUCAAAAUAAUAGGCAAGUGGCUGUCUUAGUGCCUACCACCUUAUUGGCGCAACAACAUUUUGAAUCAUUUAAAGAUCGCUUUGCCGAUUGGCCAAUUCGUAUAGAGGUACUUUCGCGUUUUGGAACCAAUAAAAGUCACACCAAAACCAUUGAUGAUUUAAUCGAUGGCCUUAAAGGUGAUGCAGAAAAACGUUUAGAUGCCAUUCAGAGAGCUUCAAAUCUUGGCGCUGGUUUUAUGCUGGCUACGGAAGACUUAGAGAUCCGUGGGGCUGGUGAAUUACUGGGUGAACAACAAAGCGGUUCAAUGAAUGCAAUUGGUUAUAGCCUAUAUAUGGAAAUGUUGGCCAAAGCGACCAAAGCAAUUCAACAGGGCAAGACACCUAAUUUUGAUACACCACUUUCACUUACCUCUGAAAUUACCCUGCAUAUGCCCGCUUUGAUUCCCGAUGAAUAUUUGGGCGAUGUACAUCAGCGUCUUAUGUUCUAUAAACGUAUUAGUAAUACCGAUACUCAGGAUAAACUUGACAAUAUCCGUAUGGAGUUGAUCGAUCGCUUUGGUGUACCACCAUUGCCGGUAAAACAACUGUUUAGUGUUCAUCAAAUUCGGGUUAAGGCUGAAGCCUUAGAAAUUACCAAAAUUGAUAUUGGGGCCAAUGGUGGGGUGAUCGAAUUUUCACCUGAUACACCUGUGCAAGCGAUCAGUAUUAUUCAGCUCAUGCAGAAGCAUCCAACUUGGUUCCGUAUGGAAGUUCCUUAUAGCAAUGAAGUAUUAGCACACAUGCGUCAAACACUGAUGUUGGCGUUACGUGGUCAAGGUGAGAUGCCAUUCGAUUGGCGUAUGGAUUAA